CUCCCUUUCUCCUCCUCCUGUGGCUGCUGCUGCUGCCAGACCUCGCCAUUUCAGACCCACCGGGCUGCCCUCCCCUGAGCACUCCUUCACUGCCAGGGCAGGAGAGUGGCGCGGUACCCCGCAGAAAGUCACGAUGUUGCAAACCCUUUUCCUAACUUUGCUGACUCUGCUGAUGGUCAAGUCCCAGGACACCGAGGAAACCAUCACAUACACGCAAUGCACCGACGGAUAUGAGUGGGACCCUGUAAGACAGCAGUGCAAAGAUAUUGAUGAAUGUGACAUUGUCCCAGACGCUUGCAAAGGUGGGAUGAAAUGUGUCAACCACUAUGGAGGAUACCUCUGCCUUCCUAAAACAGCCCAAAUUAUUGUCAAUAACGAACAACCUCAGCAAGAAACACCAGCUGCGGAAGUACCAUCGGGGGCCGCUACCGGAAGCAUAACUGCCAGUAGCGUGGCAACCAGCGGUGUGAUGCCUGGAGGUGGUGUCAUAGCCAGUGCCACUGCAGUUGCUGGCCCUGAAGUGCAGACCGGCCGAAAUAAUUUUGUCAUCCGGAGGAACCCAGCUGACCCUCAGCGUAUAGGUGCCAACCCUUCCCACCGGAUCCAGUGUGCAGCAGGCUACGAGCAGAGUGAGCAUAACGUGUGCCAAGAUAUCGAUGAGUGUGCCUCGGGGACCCACAAUUGCAGAGAGGACCAAGUGUGCAUCAACUUACGUGGUUCCUUCACAUGCCAGUGUCUUCCAGGGUAUCAGAAGCGGGGCGAGCAGUGCGUGGAUAUAGAUGAAUGCGCUGUGCCUCCAUAUUGCCACCAAAGAUGCGUGAACACGCCAGGUUCCUUUUACUGCCAGUGCAGUCCUGGGUUUCAGUUGGCAGCAAACAACUACACUUGUGUGGACAUAAACGAAUGCGAUGCCAGCAACCAGUGCGCUCAGCAGUGCUACAACAUCCUCGGCUCCUUCAUCUGUCAGUGCAACCAAGGAUAUGAACUGAGCAGUGACAGGCUCAACUGUGAAGACAUCGAUGAAUGCAGAACCUCAAGCUACCUGUGUCAAUAUCAGUGUGUCAACGAACCAGGGAAGUUCUCGUGCAUGUGCCCCCAAGGCUACCAAGUGGUGAGAAGCAGGACCUGCCAGGAUAUAAACGAGUGUGAGACCACUAACGAAUGCCGAGAAGACGAGAUGUGCUGGAAUUACCACGGCGGCUUCCGUUGUUACCCACGAAACCCGUGUCAAGAUCCCUACGUUCUAACGUCAGAGAACCGAUGUGUUUGCCCGGUCUCAAACACCAUGUGCCGAGACAUGCCUCAGUCCAUAGUCCACAAAUACAUGAGCAUCCGAUCUGACCGGUCCGUACCUUCAGACAUCUUCCAGAUACAGGCCACAACUAUUUAUGCCAACACCAUUAAUACCUUUCGGAUUAAAUCUGGGAAUGAAAAUGGAGAGUUCUACCUACGACAAACAAGCCCUGUGAGCGCAAUGCUUGUGCUUGUGAAGUCGCUAACGGGACCAAGAGAAUACAUCGUGGACCUGGAGAUGCUGACAGUCAGUAGCAUAGGGACUUUCCGCACAAGCUCCGUGUUACGAUUGACAAUAAUAGUGGGGCCAUUUUCGUUUUAGCCUUUAUGAGGGCCCACCACAUGCAUUUAAAUAAGCCAAAGAAUAUUGUUACAUUAAAGCACUAUUUUAUUUAUAGAUAUAUCUAGUACAUCUGUAUCCAGACAGUGACACUAUGAUAGGAAGUGGGCAUUUAAUCUGUAAGAUUCAAAGUUUAUCUUUAUCACUGAGUGUAAAUUAGACACUAAGCCACCAAAUGUUCUUCUUGAAGGGAGCUAAGCAUAUAUUAUCUGGUGAAACUUGGAUUCUUUCCUAUAAAAAUGGGACCAAGCAAUGAUACUGUUCUGUGGUAUGUAGAGAAAUACAUAAUUCCAUAGGCUAUCUCAUGAGUAUGGGCCAUCUUAACACCAAGAGCAAGGAGGAGGGGUUUUUUUAACUGCUUUGUAAGAAAAAGGGAAAAAAGUCAAUAAAGAUAUAUUUCUUUAGAAAAUGA
Molecule: messenger RNA, 2045 nt
Organism: Arvicola amphibius (Eurasian water vole)
Lineage: Eukaryota; Metazoa; Chordata; Mammalia; Rodentia; Cricetidae
Gene: Efemp1
Product: EGF containing fibulin extracellular matrix protein 1
Exons: 11
Coding region: 134-1615 (493 amino acids)
Molecular function (GO): calcium ion binding
Source: RefSeq, a predicted model, not a curated record